Hypoxylon fragiforme is the source of this 1376-nucleotide messenger RNA. RefSeq names its product P-loop containing nucleoside triphosphate hydrolase protein. The coding region runs from base 227 to 1120 and encodes 297 amino acids. Gene Ontology annotation, cellular component: mitochondrion. Lineage: Eukaryota; Fungi; Ascomycota; Sordariomycetes; Xylariales; Hypoxylaceae. The transcript is spliced from 5 exons. The record is from RefSeq and is a predicted model, not a curated record. Gene Ontology annotation, molecular function: ATP binding; 4 iron, 4 sulfur cluster binding; ATP-dependent FeS chaperone activity. Gene Ontology annotation, biological process: mitochondrial respiratory chain complex I assembly; iron-sulfur cluster assembly.
UGUGAGUACCUAGCAGCCCUGGAGGUAUUUACGUUUUAUAAUAGUGUUCGAACUGAACUCAUCAUCAACAAGAUAUUCCCUACGUAAAGUGCUUAAUUAUAUGGGCUAUCAAGUCGAUUAUUUAUUUAGCAUAUUCGUAAUGUCGAAUCACUCUUAUCUAACGAGCUAAAAUUUUCAUUUUUUUGAUCUCAACUUAUAAGUUGUACAUAUAUCCGCAUCCUACAAUAUGGCUACAAUCCAACGCCGUCUUUUCCACCAGACCCUCCGUGCGCUCAGCCAUGAGAACCCUCUCGGUCUGCCAAAAUCGGGCUCCAUCCCGCGAAUGCAGCGGGGCCUCCCGGAGCGACGGAAGAUCACAGGCGUCGAGAAGAUAAUCGCCGUGUCAUCGGCUAAAGGCGGCGUGGGAAAGAGCACUGUAGCAGCCAACCUCUCCCUAGCCUUUGCCCGGAUGGGCUACCGCUCCGGCAUCCUCGACACGGAUAUCUUCGGGCCCUCCAUACCAACCCUGUUUGACCUGGACGGAGAGCCUCGCUUAUCAUCACAAAACCAGCUGCUGCCCAUGUCGAAUUACGGCGUCAAGACGAUGUCUAUGGGAUACCUAGUCGGCGCAGAUGCGCCUGUUGUGUGGCGCGGCCUCAUGGUUAUGAAAGCGCUGCAGCAACUUCUCCAUGAGGUCGACUGGGGUGGUCUAGACGUUCUUGUGCUUGACUUGCCACCGGGCACCGGCGACACGCAGCUCAGUAUUACGCAGCAAAUCAUACUCGAUGGCUCUAUCAUUGUGACUACGCCGCAUACACUUGCAGUGAAAGAUGCCGUAAAGGGGAUCAACAUGUUCAAGAUGGUCAAUGUGCCGUUACUCGGCCUCGUCCAGAAUAUGUCACUCUUCAAUUGCCCGCACUGCCAUCAUGAUACAGCAGUAUUCGGGUCAAACGACCUCGUCAAAGAAAUUUGUAGGCAGCACUCUAUCGAAUUACUGGGUGAUAUCCCUUUACAUCAGAAUGUCGGGGGCGAUGGCCAGAAAGGGAAGCCAACUGUGGUUUCAGAGCCCGAUAGCGACAGGGCACAGGCUUUCAUGGAUAUUGCUCGCUUAGUGGAGUCGAAGGUAGGGCUUAAGAGAUAAUAUCACAGCUGUAGAUUUGUACCUACUACUUAGCAAAUUUGUAGAAAAUACUAUGAAUUGCUGAAUUGUCAAGGAGUGAUCAAUGUGAUAUAUAUAUCAUCUCGUGCUUCUCGCCUUCUGACCACUUGCAAUACAGCCUAGCUAUCCAAGUAUGUAGAUAAGGCUAAUUUCGUAGUUACGGUCACAGACGUCAGAGGACGUAGUGUUCCGUUUCCGGUUCCUGUACAUGAUGACUUUAGCAAUCUAAUCCUUGAUU